Messenger RNA from Mugil cephalus (flathead mullet), 2653 nucleotides. RefSeq lists its product as uncharacterized. The coding region runs from base 706 to 1728 and encodes 340 amino acids. The record is from RefSeq and is a predicted model, not a curated record. NCBI's taxonomy places the organism in Eukaryota, Metazoa, Chordata, Actinopteri, Mugiliformes, Mugilidae. The transcript has 5 exons.
GGCCUUGACGUGCCUCGUGACUGCUAAAAUUAAAUCUAAAACAUAUUUCCUUCUGUAAAUAAAUCUCAGUCCCACACACCAGUUCAUAUUCCAAAGAAGCAAAACAUUAUUCUCCGCUCAUAUCUAUUUCUAUCUAAUCUAAUCUUAUCUAAUCUAUCUAAACAAAAAAGAUUUGCACUGCAUAUUUCUUUAUUUCUUUAUUUCUCAUGCAAACAUUUCAGUCAGCAUGUCAUUAUUUUUCUCCUGUUUUACUAUUCCUAUUUUAUUUAAAAUAAGUACAAAAGACAAAUCUUGGCCCUGGUGUAACAGAUUUCAUAAUUUUACGUGACACGUAUUGUUUGAAAACCUGAUAUUAAUAAACGCUAAACAUUUUCCAUUUGUGAUCAACUUAAGAGAUUGAAAAUAAAAAUCCACUUCAAUCAAAAACAACCUAAAUAGUGGAAAUGAGUUUUGAAAUUUACAUUUAUUGAUGUGAAAAUAUCCUAAUAAAAUAUAAAGAUCGAUAAUGGUACAUGAUAUAUUCUCUUUGAAAUAAGUAAUAAUGUUCUUCCCUUCAGUGUUGAUUUCGUAGGUUGUUUUGCACAUUUUCUAGUUUGCAAGUUAAAACCAUUUACUGUAUAUAGGUUAAAACUAAUGAGUUGAGUCAGUCUCGGUCUUAAAUGCACGUAAAUAACCCUUACGUCACGCCGUAACUUCCUACGUCAUAUGGGGGGGUUGCGUAAAGGGCGUGGUCUCCCGUGGACUUGCGGUCCAGCGCCAAAUUCAAAAACAGGGAAAGAAAAGACAAGAGCCGCAACAGUUGGGCAGCAGAAGCGGAGAAGACACACGGGUCUCACUACAGAAAGUUUAAGCUCAGUCUUUAUGUCGUCUUCAGUGAUGGAUGGUGUUGGCAGAGCCGUGGUCGGAGUCUGGCGGGCGCACACGGUCCUGGACGAGUCCGACGGGGCAGAGAGCUCCCCGGAGGCCCCCGACCGUUUCCGCAAACUCCGCUCCUCGUCUUCGCUUAACUCUCUGCGAAUGUCUCUGCGCAAGCGGCUGCCUCUUCGCUCUGUCCAGGCCAACUCCCUCCCUGAGAACCCGACUUGGGAAACCGCGAAGGAGGAACCGAAACCCAGCACGGUCCGCAAACUGACUCGCAGUGCUCGGAACUCCAUCACCGAAGUGUAUCAGAGGUUGCAGAGAAACAGAGAGUUUACACGUGAGGACUGUUUGGUUGCAACCCCUGGCCGUGAUGCAGAAAAUGCUGGUCCAUCCACUUCUUGCACUCCGAGGCGUACGCCUCGCCGAGCUGCGACACCCAGGCGCACCCCGAGAUCAGCGGUCACGCCCGGGCGUACUCCGGGCUCCAGGGGACGAAGGACGCCCGAGGCAAAUGUACGGGGUGUGAAGACAGGGGGAGGCAGGAGGCAGCUGGUCCGUAUGGCUGCGUUACGAAGUCCCUUUGCGUCGCCCAACACGCAAAACCAGAGGCUAAAAUUUGACCAAGAUUUGGAGUCGGUGUCCAGUGGACUGAGGAGGCUCAAACAUCUGUCCAAGGCCUUUGAUGACAUUAUUGGCAGAGACGACAGACCCAGUACGAAGGAGCGUUCUGGAGGCGCGGUGAUGAGAAAGUUGGACCCGAGCGGUAAACUCAGUCGCUCAAACCUCACGCGUCGAGCCACAAACCUCUCCAACACGCUGGGAGGAUGGGCCAACACAGCUGUGAACACUAUUCGCAAACCCAACUGAACUACACGACUGUGUGUAUGUAAGACGCAGGACCUUUUUGUAUUCAUGUGUUACAUUUAUUGUUACUGUGGUGUCACUGUUACAUGUACGUGUAGUGUUGUCACGAUAUUGGGAACUUCUUUUUUUAUCCGUGUUGUGUGUUUACACCUCUCAGGUUAGCUAGCUGUGGGUAGAGUAUCCCCAUUAUAGCCACCAAAGGGAUUGUUCUAAACUGUGGUGUAUGUAUUCGUCCUAGCUGCUACAACCAAAUGUCUUUAGUUUCAUGUUCAAAAUACUAAUAUUUUAGUUUGUGUUCUCACUCUGCGUUGAAACGUUUUUCUACUGUAGUUUCUGAAAGAGAUGCUGCACAACACCAAACUCGUAUCUGCACGGCUAACGCUAAAUUCACUGACAGUGAGGAGAGCCGCUUUCCUCUAUUUUAUAUUUUACACGUAUGCAAUAAUGUUACUACUAACUUUUUUUAUUAUUAUAUAUUAUAUGUGACAUUGGGAUUAUACCAAAAUUUUAAGUGUAUUUUCUAUGAAAGGGGACUUUUUAUAUAGCAUGCACAGUUACUGAAUGUGGUUUUUUUUUUCGCCAUAAUUUUGCGUCAGCAGAGGUCGACAGUUUUAACGGCCUGUGGAUGAUUCAUGCAGCAACACUGUUCACAUAAAUCAUUUGAUAAUGUGAUGGGGGAAGAUUUAAUGGCUCAUUACCAGAUGACGGCAAUGAUGAUGAUGUUGUUAUAAAGAAACGUCCAGUGAGUUAUUAGUGUAGCGACUGUCUAGCGAACCUCCUCAAAGGAAGCAAAACGCUCAUCUUAUUUGUUCUCCAUGUAUUGGUACCUCCUUUUUCUGCAUUAAUGAGGGAAAGAAAGGGAGAAAUCUUCUCUGUCUGAAUGUGAAAAACAUAUGUACACAAUAAAACAUGUAAGCUUCUACAAUGA